AUGGCCAGCAAGUCAUCCCCAUCUUCUUCCUCCUCCUCUUCUUCUUCUUCUUCAUCGUCGUCGUCUUCGUCUCCGCGUGGUUGUCGCCUGCCCUUGGCGCUGCUCGUGUUGAUGUUGGUGCAGGUGGUGAACCGGGGCUUGUGCGCCUACCCACACUGGUGGUCCCUGGCCGUGGGUAACCAGUACGCGGCUCUGGGCUCCCAGCCCGUGCUGUGCGCCUCCAUCCCGGGCCUCGUGCCCAAGCAGCUGCGCUUCUGCCGCAACUACCUGGAGCUGAUGCCCAGCGUGGCGGAGGGCCUCAAGCUGGGCAUCCAGGAGUGCCAGCACCAGUUCCGCGGGCGGCGCUGGAACUGCACCACGCUCAGCGACAGCCUCGCCAUCUUCGGGCCGGUGCUCGACAAAGUCGAUCCUGGAGCACAUGCAGCUCAAGUGCAAGUGCCACGGCCUAUCGGGCAGCUGCGAGGUGAAGACUUGCUGGGGCGCGCAGCCCGACUUCCGUGCGCUCGGCGACCACCUCAAGGACAAGUACGACAGCGCCUCCGAGAUGCUGGUGGAGCGCCACCGCGAGUCGCGCGGCUGGGUCGAGACGCUGCGGCCAAAGUACCCCCUCUUCAAGCCGCCCACCGACGGCGACCUGGUCUACUACGAGACGUCGCCAAACUUCUGCGAGCCCGACCCGGAGACGGGCUCGUUCGGCACGCGCGACCGCGCCUGCAACCUCACCUCGCACGGCAUCGACGGCUGCGACCUCCUGUGCUGCGGCCGCGGGCACAACACGCGCACCGAGAGGCGCAGGGACAAGUGCCGAUGCGCCUUCCACUGGUGCUGCUACGUGAGCUGCCAGGAGUGCACGCGCGUCUACGACGUGCACACGUGCAAGUAGAUGUCUGGGGGAUGGGGGGGGGGGCAAAGGUAGCGGUGUUCACGGCGUGUUGCGGAGGUGCGCGGUUCGGUUUCAACGGGCCACCCCGGUUAAUACUGCUCGGUGCAUACGUGUGUGUGUGUGUGUGGUCGUGCGUUAACCGUACCUGGUGCGGUGUGUAAAAUCAGCUGCCACUGGGGGAGACAAAGGCGGCCGCGCGCGGUGUUGGCCGCCCACCCCCUCGUGCGCCGUGCCGUCCUUCAUAGGUGCCACUCGCUAACAGCACUUGCCCCAACAGUCUGUUAAGGCUAUACGGGGGGUGGGGGUAUUUGUAUCUUUGUGUUAACCGCAUGAGUGCAACGGCGCCCACUGCGUCGCAGUUGGAGGUGAAGAGACGCCGUGGAGUCGUCGUUCUAAAACGAGGAGGGAGCGUGAGGAGGUCACCGCGUGCCGGGCGGAGUGCGCGGUCCACACAUUUGGGCAGAGAGAGGGGAGGAAAGGAAAAAUGAAUUUUUUUUUUAAAUGUACAGCCGAAAAAAAAUUACCUUUUCGAUGUUUGGGAACCCCCACCCCCUAAUAAAUACGGAGCGACGUCGCUGUCUCGGUGGGCACACUCGGACUACGUCCGUCUCGUCUGCAACGCAGCAGCACCCCCCUACCCCCCCCCCCCCGCGUCUUGCAGCAUUCCCGCUCCCCCCUUGCCGCCCCACGAGAAUAGCGCGGAGACCAACCUGUGCCCCGAGUGGCCUUUCCUCAUUGCAGCCUCCCCCCCCGCCCGCGCGGGCCCACUGGGGCCCCCUUGCGUGGCCUUGAGUGCGGCCCCUUCGUCAGUACACAGAUGGUGAAAUCAGCCCUCCACCAUCAUCAUUAUCGUGCUGCUGUCAAACCCUCAGCGGUUUCAAAUGUGCGGUGCGGCCCCUUCGCCCCCUCCCCAGCCCCUCCUGAGAAUGAGUGAAGAUCUCUGCGCUAAAGUAAUUCUUGGCGACGGUGCCCCACGGAGCGGCGGUUGAGGUUUGGAGGCGCCGAGGUGAGCGCCAAGGAGGUUUCGUCACGCGAAGGGUUGCCCGCUGUUGCUGGUUGGGACGGCCGAUGGCGGCGUGAUGGAUACCGAAGCUGUUGUUGGCAACGUCGUCACCAUUGUCACCGCCGCCGCCGCCGCCUCCGCCAUCAUCGUCGUCGUCGUCGUCGCCGCAAUUGUGACUGAAAACGAUGUAUGUUGAACUUCUUUCACGCCGUACGUAGCCGACCGCGAUGUGUGACGAUCAUCGUUAUUAUCAUUACCGCUGUCAUUAACACCAAUACAGAUGUCACAAUCUCUACCGCCACUCAUUCCACCGUUGUCAUCAGCAUCAUCAUCAUCAUCACCACCACUGUCAUCAUCAUCAUCACCACCACUGCCAUCGUCAUCAUCAUUACUACUGCCAUCAUCAUCAUUACAACCAUCAUCACCAUCUUCAUCACCAUUGCCAUCAUCAUCAUUACUACCACUGCCACCAUUAUCAUUAUAAUCAUCAUCGCCGUCUUCAUCACCACUGCCAUCAUCACCAUCAUUACCGCUGCCACCACAAGUACUCUCACCUUCAUUCUAACAAUCAUGAGAAUCAUCAUCCUCAUCAUCAUCGUCGUCGUCGUCAUUCACACCAACGGCCACUGCCACCGUUGUGCCAGGCGCUGGUUUCUCUAGAGACCUCCAGUUUCUUCAUAGAGAUCUGUCCAAUAAAGUUCCUGGAUCGAUUUUUACAGAAAUCCCUUCAGCAAACCGUGGAUUUACUUUCACCGAAGAUCGCUUCGCCUUUGCAGAGAUGUUCUCGUUGCUGUUAAUCUUUCGUGGAGACCUACAUCUUUAAUUUCUCGAUACUUUGUCCAGAAAUCUGAGGACGUCACCUUCCCAUUCGCUGCCUUAAUAAGACACCGGUUCAUUCGAGCGCCUGCAGUUAACACACUCAUCGUUCUCCAUAUAUAUACAUAGCUUGCAGUGAGCGCCGUUUAUUUUCAAAUGUCUCUUAUUUAAAGUAACCUCCUGUCCACUUGCAUAGAGAUCUAUGAAGUGACCCCCAUUGGACUCUUAUUGAGAUUUGUUAAAGUGAACCCAAUUGAUAUCUCUUAAGCGAUCUCCUAUUCACUGUCAUUGGAAUCCACCUCCUGUUCACUCUCACUGACAUCUGAUGACUUCCGUUCACCGUCACAUUGAGAAUGCCCCGGAGUUUUACUCCAAGAGACCUCGACAAACGACGCUCCAUUCCCAACUCCUCCCGAAACUCUUCAUGCCGGGUUUGGCCGGCGGCUCCAUUUGACGGCCGAACCAGCGGAGGACAUUCCACGUUAGUGUGGCGUGAAGGGACAGGGGGUGGGUGGGUGGGAGGUCGAACCCGCCCGUGAGACAUCUUCUAAAGCGGUGCCACGGAGGGUUAUGAUCGGUCCGCACCUUGCCGCCCGCCCUCCUCGGUCAGGAUGUGAACUCGUGACCUUUCACCCUCGCGGGGCCUCGCACUCUGACCCCCCCCCCCCCACUCACCUUCCACCCCCCCCCAACCGGCCUGAGAGAGAGAACAGCAAAACUCCACUGCUAAAUGUGUCUAGUUGGUAGCGUUUACUUAAUUGUUAAUGUGUUAUGUCCUAAAACCUCUAUAAUAAAAGCACGUAUUUAUUGAACAUAAUGUAUAUAUAUGCGUUUAAAAAAAAGGGGUGGGGGGAGAGGGGGGGCCACGCAAGACAAGAAAGGGCCAAGGGCUCUGUCGAGACGAGAUGCGCGC
Messenger RNA from Lethenteron reissneri (Far Eastern brook lamprey), 3615 nucleotides. Its product is annotated as proto-oncogene Wnt-3-like. Gene Ontology annotation, molecular function: frizzled binding; cytokine activity. The record is from RefSeq and is a predicted model, not a curated record. Gene Ontology annotation, biological process: multicellular organism development; canonical Wnt signaling pathway; neuron differentiation. Lineage: Eukaryota; Metazoa; Chordata; Hyperoartia; Petromyzontiformes; Petromyzontidae. Gene Ontology annotation, cellular component: extracellular region.